Messenger RNA from Blepharisma stoltei, 3347 nucleotides. The record is from the annotation of a GenBank genome assembly. Lineage: Eukaryota; Ciliophora; Heterotrichea; Heterotrichida; Blepharismidae.
AUGGAAACAGAUGAAUGGGCAGUUUAUUGUGAAAAUACAAUUCUUGAAAAGUAAUCUUUACUCAGCCUUUCCUUUCCCGUUCCAGCCUUAAUAACAGUUAAUGGCUCUAUAAUCGAGGAUAUUCAAGUCUUAUCUCAGCCUCUAUCUGUAAUUUUUACCUAGUUCGCAAAUAUUAAACUACUUUAUCCAAGUCUCACUAUUUUUUAUUAUGAAGAUUCUUACUUACUGCCAGGAUUGAUAGACUCCAAUGUUAAACUCAAUGGUGACUGAGAAGGUUGCGAAAAUGGCACAAAAAAUGCGAUUUCUGGAGGUGUAACCUUCACCUGUAUUGAAAAAAAUUUCUUCGGACUUAUUGAAGACUACAACGGAAAUUUAUUUUGCGAUUUAGGAUUUUUAGCCCGAAUUCAAGAUUUUUCUGAUUUAAAUUCUGUGGAUAAAAAAAAUGGCCAAUUUUUAGCAGUAAAGACAUAUUUGAACCCUCAAAGUAAAGAUGUUGAUAAGGUUAAAGAUGUUAAAAGACUUUUCAGAGAAAUAGAGUUGCUUGGCAUGCCAGUUAUUGUUGAUUGUGCGUUAAGUUACUUAAUUAACUUAAUACACUUAUUUUUCAAUGCAGCAUCCUGCCGUAUCCAUCCCGAAUUCAAAAAACUUGCUCACCAAAAAUGUUGGACACCAUCUUGCUAUCAAGACUGUCCUCUAAGCCCUAUAAGUUCGGAUUUCCGCAGUUAUCCUUUUAGAUCUCGGAUUUAACAACUUGCAUCCGUGUAGCACGCUUAAAGUCUAGUUUUCACUGCCUGGGAUUGGAGAUACACUCCCAGAAAUUAGAUUUUUAAAGGACAGGAGUCAUAUAAUAUACAUAUUAGGAAUGCUAUUUCCUUAUCAGAUUACCUAGAUGAAGCCAAAUCUCAUAAUCAUAAUUUUUAUGACAAGAAUUUAGUCGAAAGACCAGAGAAAUCAAACAUCGCCAUAUUUGAUUAUAAUUAUGCGUUAACAAAUGACAGAAUGCUGCAUGUAGCAUCUCCUUUUAGGACAGAACCAAUAGAAAAAAGGUCUGACUUUCGAAAUAGACUUAAAAGUAUUGACCACUUUUUGGUAGCAGUUGAUAUGGACAUAAAUGUAUGCGACUCAAAUUCUAGUGGAGACGAAAUAAUCGAAGAAAUUAAAUCCUGCAGAAAAGAAUCAACAAAUAGCGAAUGUUAUGAAGAAUUGACAAGGGCUGAGCUUGAUUCUUAUAGCUAUGAAAGCACUGAUUUUUCAGACGAAAAUUCAGUAACCAAGUGCAAGUCUUUAGAGCUUGAUAAACAUUCUACUAGAAGAAAUUCAAAAUUAGAUUUAUUUAGACCUCCCAGCCUGCAGAUGUUGGAAUCGCCAAAAUAUGAUGAACAGAACUAUCAAAUUUAUUAUCUUAACGUUCCUACGAAUUGUGAAAUUGCAGGAAUUGAUAAGAUUUUAGAAGUUUAUAAUGGAAAUCAUCCGCUUCAUUUUUCAAAUUUAUCGUGUGCGGAUUCUUUUCAGAGACUUAUAAAUGUAAAAGAAAUUUUAAGCAAUGUUACUAUAGAAACUUGUCCUCAUUAUUUAUAUCAUUUUAGGCACAUUUGACUUAUAUUAUAGAAAUUAUUUACUCCCCCCCCCUCCGUGAGUGAACAAAACCAUUAGAAAAAUCCCUAUUUUUUGCCCAAAAACCCACCCUCCGUGAGUGAACAAAAAUUUUUUUAGAAAAAAAAUUGAUAUAUAAAUGAUAAUUAUUAUAAUGAAAUCUAGAGCUAAUUCUGUUUAUUUUUAUCCGAAUUGCUUUUUAAAACAUAAAUUUUUGCAAAUUGAAUUAAUAUUUGCUUUCCAAUUUUUGCGAAUUAGGGUUUUUUUAAAUUUCGAAAAAAAAAUUUUUUAUAAAAAUUUAUAUAUAAAUUUAAAAAAAAAAAAAAUUAACCCCCCCCGUGAGUGAACAAAAUUUUUUUGUUCACUCACGGAGGGGGGGGGAGUUAGUAAUUUUAAAUAAAUAAAUAAAAUAAUUUUAGGAAUUAUUGAUAGAGAAAAUAAUAUAUUUUUCAAGUGAAAAUAUCCCUGAUAAAGAUACAAGAUUUAAAACCUUUCCACCUAUUAGAAACCAAAAUAAUCAAAAAUUUCUGGUAAAAUAUGGCUACAUGUCAUUUCGAUUAGGACUUUUUCUAUGUAAUUUUACUCGUAGACAAUUGAUCGAUAUUUUUUCCUUGUGAGACAUUUAUUCGAAAAAAGGUUAUUAAAUAUCCUACAAGGAAAAAAAUUCACCAAAUAUUCCUGAGGAAAUGUCGCACUAGCCAAAAUUCAGUAGGAAUAACAUGCGUCUAAAAUAUCUGAAACAAGAUAAAAUUGACAUCAUCUCAUCUAAUCAUAAUCCUAUUCAUCCAAAUUAUAAAAUGAUGGAACUUGGCCAAUUUAGAAGAGCUUUACCUGGGGUCAAUUGCUUGGGAUUUUCAUUGCAAGCUGUUUGGAGCGUAUUGAUGAAGAAAAAAUCCCAAAAUGAAGGAAAAUGGGCUGUGAAAAUUGCGAAAUGAAUGAGCUGGAAUCAAGCGAAGCUACUAGGAAUUGAAAAGUACAAAGGGUCUAUUGCUGUUGGGAAGCAUGCUGAUUUUGUGUUAUGAAAACCUAGAGAGAUAAAAGAAUUUAGAGAAAAUUAUUCAAAAUAUCCUGAAAAUUGUAUUUACUCACUCCCCCCCAUCCUUGAUCGAACGACUCGCCAUCGUUCGAUCAAGGAUGGGGGUUAAAACAAUUUUUUUGGGAAAAAAUUUAUAUAUAUAUUUUUUUUUUAUUUGCUUUUAAAUAAGAGGGUUAAGAGUAUUUAAUAAUUAUUUUUACAGCAAAAAAUUGAAUUAAUUUCAUAAAAUACCAAUUUUUUAAUAUUUUUAUUUAUUAGUUACCCUUUUAAACUGUAUAAAUUUUAAAUUUGUUUCUUAUUGAAUUAAAAUUUUUUUGUUUUAAAUUUUUAAAAGAAUCUCUAUUUUUUAGAUUAUUGAGUUUUUUUAAGCCUAGGUUGAUGACUAAAUCACUUCGGAUGGUUGAUUCCGUAGCUUUCUGUCGUCUUAAAGCUCUGAAAACAACUUCAUUAUGUACAUCUUCCCAAGCUUUUGAUCACUAAUCUAUUUUUAUAUAUAUAAAAAUUUCAUGAUAUGAAAAUCGUUCGAUCAAGGAUGGGGGUUAAUUUUCCCCAAUUUUUUAGGAAUUUUUACAGUCAAUCGUUCGAUCAAGGAUUUGGGGGGGAGUCAGGAAAAAAAUUGGCUGGAGAGGUUGAAGCAGUUUAUUUGAGAGGAAAACUUGCAUUCUAUAAAGGAGAGUUCUAUGCUCAUGGGAUUAAGAUAGAACCUUCAAUGAAAUAA